GCAGGCGCACCGGGUGCCCCGGCUCCGGAGCAUAAACAAGAACGGGGACGGGAUGAGGCGGCGGUUGAUCCCAGGGUGGCGCGUGGCGGCGACCGAGGCGGCUAGCGGGGCCCGGCGCCGACCCUGAGUGCAGCCUGACCCGCCCUCGCGCGCGCGCGCCCUCCUCGGCCGGGCCCACUCGCCGCGCGCCCAGCCAUGAACCUGGCGAGCCAGAGCGGGGAGGCCGGCGCCGGCCAGCUACUCUUCGCCAACUUCAACCAGGACAACACAGAAGUGAAAAGGGCAUCAAGAGCAGCUGGUCUUGGCCGUCGCGCUGUUGUCUGGUCCCUAGCUGUUGGUAGUAAGUCCGGUUAUAAAUUUUUCUCCCUUUCUUCUGUGGAUAAGCUGGAACAGAUCUAUGAAUGCACCGAUACGGAAGAUGUGUGCAUCGUAGAGAGAUUGUUCUCCAGCAGCCUAGUGGCCAUUGUGAGCCUUAAAGCACCGAGGAAGCUAAAGGUUUGCCACUUUAAGAAGGGAACUGAGAUCUGCAACUACAGCUACUCCAACACGAUUCUGGCUGUGAAGCUCAACAGGCAGAGGCUGAUAGUAUGCCUGGAGGAGUCCCUGUACAUCCACAACAUUCGGGACAUGAAGGUGCUGCAUACGAUCAGGGAGACGCCUCCAAACCCUGCAGGCCUGUGUGCGCUGUCAAUCAACAACGACAACUGCUACUUGGCGUACCCAGGGAGCGCGACCAUCGGAGAGGUGCAGGUCUUCGACACCAUUAAUUUGAGAGCUGCAAACAUGAUUCCGGCUCACGACAGUCCUUUAGCGGCAUUGGCCUUUGACGCAAGUGGAACUAAACUUGCCACGGCUUCAGAGAAGAUGUUCAUGUCUGUCUCAUCAUCUGCAGAUCUGAUAUUAACUUACUGGGGGAAGUUGUCGUCUUCAAGACACUUCCCAUUAAAGCAGGGGACCGUGAUUAGGGUAUUUUCCAUUCCAGAAGGACAAAAACUCUUUGAGUUUCGGAGAGGAGUGAAGAGGUGCGUGAGCAUCUGCUCCCUGGCCUUCAGCAUGGACGGCAUGUUCCUCUCCGCCUCCAGCAACACUGAAACCGUGCACAUCUUCAAACUUGAGACUGUGAAAGAAAAACCCCCAGAGGAGCCCACCACCUGGACCGGGUACUUCGGUAAAGUGCUCAUGGCCUCCACCAGCUACCUGCCUUCCCAAGUGACAGAAAUGUUCAACCAGGGCAGAGCCUUCGCCACGGUCCGCCUGCCAUUCUGCGGCCACAAAAACAUCUGCUCGCUAGCCACAAUUCAGAAGAUCCCGCGCUUGUUGGUGGGUGCCGCCGACGGGUACCUGUACAUGUACAACCUGGACCCCCAGGAGGGCGGCGAGUGCGCCCUGAUGAAGCAGCACCGGCUGGACGGCAGUCUGGAAACGACCAAUGAGAUCUUGGACGCUGCCUCUCAUGACUGCCCCUUAGUCACUCAGACAUACGGCGCAGCUGCAGCAAAAGGUACUUAUGUGCCUUCAUCCCCAACGAGACUUGCCUACACAGACGACCUGGGUGCUGUGGGUGGUGCCUGCCUGGAGGACGAGGCCAGCGCCCUGCGCCUGGAUGAGGACAGCGAGCACCCGCCCAUGAUUCUUCGGACUGACUGAAUUUGACCUGUGACCUCUGACCCGCGGAGCAGAGAACACUGGCUUCACAGAGGACUUUGUGCACUGCUGCUAUGAACUUUGACCUGAGUCGGGGGAGAGGAUGGCAGAGACUUUAUUUAAAAAAAAAAAAAAGAUUGUAGUGGUAGUCUAACUCCAUAACGCUGAGGAAAUACAUCGUUUUCACUUCAGUGGCUUUUAAAUCCUGCUUAUGAAUUCUAGCAUUUUGUUUGUUUGUUUUCUCUUUUUGCCAAAAUUAACUGUUUGGUGAAGCCCGCAAAACCUCCUCGCUUUGCAUGCAUGAACGUGCCAAGCCAGCAUAGGGGAGCUAGAAGCCACUUUCCAGCCACCUGCCGUUGGGUUUUUUAAUAUCUGUACAUAAUGCUGAGUGUGUAAGGAAGGCAUGGCGGCGCGCACAGUGGGUCUGGUUGUCGAGGCCAGUUCUGCAGUGACAGGCCCAGGGGCUGCCUACCAGGUGUGCUGGGCAGACUUUGGCUGGGGCAAGAGUCCUCUCUCCCUAGGGCCCCACCUGGACCAUUUUCCCUCCGUUUUAUUUUAUUAAAUUCUUUCCAAAUUGGAUCACUCUGGGAUUUUUUCCAUGGUGGACUUUUGUUUCUGAUCUUGUUUUCCAUGUGGAUAUUGGAGGAGAGCGAGGUUCUUUCUGAUACUAAAAACCUUUCUUUCAGGCAGCAAAUGAACCUGAAAGGUUGCCUGGACUCCCUAGAGCAAAGGAAAGCGAUUUUGUUUGUGUAAUUAAAUGAUCUGUUCUUCUACUUUA
This is a messenger RNA of Symphalangus syndactylus (siamang), 2422 nucleotides long. RefSeq names its product WD repeat domain, phosphoinositide interacting 2 (gene WIPI2). The record is from RefSeq and is a predicted model, not a curated record. Gene Ontology annotation, molecular function: protein binding. NCBI's taxonomy places the organism in Eukaryota, Metazoa, Chordata, Mammalia, Primates, Hylobatidae.